Messenger RNA from Gavialis gangeticus (Gharial), 6984 nucleotides. It is a transcript of the gene ROBO2, whose product is annotated as roundabout guidance receptor 2. NCBI's taxonomy places the organism in Eukaryota, Metazoa, Chordata, Crocodylia, Gavialidae. Gene Ontology annotation, molecular function: protein binding. The transcript has 29 exons. The record is from RefSeq and is a predicted model, not a curated record. The coding region runs from base 294 to 4748 and encodes 1484 amino acids.
AAAAAAAAAAAAUCAAAUUAAAAAAAAGAGUCUUUUUGGAGCUCUCUAAUCUGGAUGGAUCUAAAAGUGUCACAUCCAAGACCUUUCCAGCUGCAGCGUCUGCCUUGAAUACCCCUCUCCCUGCCCCUUCACUUUAAUGAACUGCUAGGAGAGUCUAAACUUUCGGACCUACCUCUUCUUAUCAUCAUCAUUAUUAUUAUUAUUAUCAUCACAUUCUUUUUUUUUUGUUUUGGUGGGGGGUGGUCUUUGGGAUUGGUCUCUCAAGUGAUCUGGAUUGCUUUUAAUAUGUCAAAAUGGGUCUGCUGACACCACUCCUGCUCUUUGGAUGUAUCUCUUUCCAAGUUCAUGGAUCCCGCCUUCGUCAAGAGGACUUUCCACCCCGGAUUGUUGAGCAUCCUUCAGAUGUGAUAGUCUCUAAAGGAGAGCCAACAACUCUGAACUGUAAGGCUGAAGGAAGACCAACUCCCACAAUUGAGUGGUACAAAGAUGGAGAGCGAGUGGAGACUGACAAAGAUGACCCGCGCUCUCACCGUAUGCUGCUGCCCAGCGGAUCUUUAUUUUUCUUACGCAUUGUACAUGGACGCAGGAGUAAACCAGAUGAAGGAAGUUAUGUUUGUGUAGCAAGGAACUAUCUUGGUGAAGCUGUGAGUCGCAAUGCAUCUCUGGAAGUGGCAUUGCUACGGGAUGACUUCCGCCAAAACCCCACUGAUGUUGUGGUGGCAGCUGGAGAACCAGCCAUUUUGGAGUGCCAGCCUCCUCGAGGACAUCCUGAGCCCACUAUCUACUGGAAAAAGGACAAAAUCCGCAUUGAUGACAGGGAUGAGAGGAUCAGUAUACGAGGAGGAAAACUAAUGAUCUCAAACACGAGAAAGAGUGAUGCGGGCACUUACAUUUGUGUUGGAACAAACAUGGUGGGCGAACGAGACAGCGAUCCAGCAGAGCUCACUGUCUUUGAACGACCCACAUUUCUCAGGAGGCCAAUUAACCAGGUGGUCCUGGAAGAAGAGGUGGUAGAAUUCCGAUGUCAAGUCCAGGGAGAUCCACAGCCAACAGUCCGAUGGAAGAAAGAUGAUACUGAUUUGCCACGAGGAAGGUAUGAUAUCAAAGAUGAUUACACCUUGCGCAUUAAAAAAGCCAUGAGUACAGAUGAAGGAACCUAUGCAUGUAUUGCUGAGAAUCGAGUUGGGAAGGUGGAAGCCUCUGCUACUCUCACAGUUCGAGCUCGCCCUGUUGCUCCCCCACAGUUUGUGGUGAGGCCACGAGAUCAGAUUGUAGCCCAGGGUCGAACAGUGACUUUUCCUUGUGAAACUAAGGGAAAUCCCCAGCCUGCUGUUUUUUGGCAAAAGGAAGGCAGCCAGAAUCUACUCUUUCCAAACCAGCCUCUCCAACCCAACAGUAGGUAUUCAGUGUCACCAACAGGGGACCUCACUAUUACCAACAUUCAACGGUCUGAUGCAGGCUACUACAUCUGUCAGGCACUGACGGUUGCAGGAAGCAUUUUAGCAAAAGCUCAACUGGAAGUCACUGAUGUUUUAACAGACAGGCCUCCACCCAUCAUUCUUCAGGGGCCAGUCAACCAGACAUUAGCGGUAGAUGGGACAGCUUUGCUGAAAUGUAAGGCGACUGGUGACCCACUUCCUGUUAUUAGCUGGUUAAAGGAAGGAUUCACUUUCCUGGGCAGAGAUCCUAGAACAUCCAUACAGGAUCAGGGGACCCUGCAAAUUAAAAUGCUACGGCUUUCUGAUACUGGUACUUAUACCUGUGUGGCCACAAGUUCCAGUGGGGAGACAUCUUGGAGUGCUGUGUUAGAGGUGACAGAGUCUGGAGGAGCAACAGUCAGUAAAAAUUAUGAUAUAAAUGACCUUCCUGGACCACCAUCCAAACCUCAGGUCACAGAUGUUACCAAGAACAGUGUCACUUUGUCCUGGCAGCCAGGCACCCCUGGAAGCUUAGCAGCUAGUGCAUAUAUCAUCGAGGCUUUUAGCCAAUCUGUGAGCAAUAGCUGGCAAACAGUGGCUAAUCAUGUAAAGACAACACUCUACACUGUCAGAGGACUCCGUCCCAAUACGAUUUAUUUGUUUAUGGUGAGAGCUAUCAACCCUCAAGGUCUGAGCGAUCCCAGCCCCAUGUCAGAUCCUGUCCGCACACAAGAUAUCAGCCCACCAGCGCAAGGAGUGGAUCAUAGGCAGGUUCAGAAAGAGCUGGGAGAUGUCAUUGUCCGACUACAUAAUCCUGUUGUGCUGACACCCACUACAGUGCAAGUCACCUGGACAGUUGACCGCCAGUCCCAGUUUAUUCAGGGCUAUCGAGUCAUGUAUCGUCAAACGUCAGGAGUGCCUUCUCCAACCAUGUGGCAGAAUUUAGAGGUCAAAGUUCCCACCGAGCGCAGCGCUGUCCUAAUCAACUUGAAAAAAGGUGUAACUUAUGAAAUUAAAGUUCGACCAUAUUUCAAUGAGUUCCAAGGAAUGGAUAGUGAAUCCAAGUCUGCCCGUACCACUGAAGAAGCUCCAAGUGCACCUCCUCAGUCCGUGACUGUUCUGACCGUUGGAAAUCACAACAGCACAAGCAUCAGCAUCUCCUGGGACCCUCCACCUCCAGAUCAUCAAAAUGGAAUCAUCCAGGAGUAUAAGAUCUGGUGCCUAGGGAAUGAGACUCGAUUUCACAUCAACAAAACAGUAGAUGCAGCCAUUCGCUCUGUAGUGAUAGGUGGCCUAUACCCAGGUAUUCAGUACCGAGUGGAAGUUGCAGCAAGUACCAGUGCAGGUGUUGGAGUAAGAAGUGAACCACAACCCAUAAUAAUUGGAGGCCGUAACGAAGUUGUCAUCACUGAAAAUAACAACAGCAUAACUGAGCAAAUCACUGACGUUGUCAAACAGCCUGCCUUUAUAGCUGGCAUUGGUGGUGCAUGCUGGGUGAUUCUGAUGGGUUUCAGUAUCUGGCUGUAUUGGCGAAGAAAGAAGAGAAAGGGGCUCAGCAAUUAUGCCGUUACUUUUCAAAGAGGGGAUGGAGGACUAAUGAGCAAUGGAAGUCGGCCAGGUCUGUUGAAUGCAAGCGAUCCCAGCUAUCCGUGGCUUGCAGACUCUUGGCCUGCCACCAGUCUUCCAGUAAAUAACAGCACCAGUGGACCUAAUGAUCUUGGGAAUUUUGGUCGUGGAGAUGUGCUGCCACCAGUGCCAGGCCAAGGAGAUAAAACUGCCACUAUGCUUUCUGAUGGAGCCAUUUACAGCAGCAUUGACUUUACCACCAAAACAAGUUAUAACAGUUCCAGCCAAAUAACACAGGCUACGCCAUAUGCCACCACCCAGAUACUGCACUCCAAUAGCAUCCAUGAGUUGGCAGUCGAUUUACCCGAUCCCCAAUGGAAAAGUUCAAUUCAGCAAAAGAAUGACCUCAUGGGAUUUGGUUACUCUCUGCCGGACCAAAGCAAAGGCAACAAUGCCUUACUUUACAUCCCUGACUACCGAUUGGCUGAGGGAUUGUCUAAUAGAAUGCCACACAACCAGUCACAGGAUUUCAGCACUACCAGCUCUCACAACAGCUCAGAAAGAAGUGGCAGCCUCUCAGGUGGCAAAGGAGGGAAAAAGAAGAAAAAUAAAAAUGCUUCCAAACCCCAGAAAAAUAAUGGUUCGAACUGGGCCAACGUCCCCCUCCCACCCCCUCCAGUGCAACCCCUCCCAGGCACAGAACUAGAACACUCUGGGGUUGACCAGCAAGAAGCAGGAUAUGACAGUGAUGGUUGGUGUCCCCCUUUGCCAGUUCAAACGUAUUUACAUCAGGGCAUGGAGGAUGAGCUUGAAGAAGAUGAUGACAGAGUCCCUACGCCUCCUGUCCGAGGGGUGGCCUCCUCACCUGCAAUCUCCUUUGGACAACAGUCUACUGCAACACUCACACCGUCCCCACGAGAGGAAAUGCAGCCAAUGCUUCAAGCCCAUCUUGAAGAAUUAACCAGGGUCUACCAGUUUGACAUAGCAAAGCAAACGUGGCAUAUCCAAAGCAAUACUCAACCUCCUCAGGCUCCAGUUCCACCACUGGGAUAUGUAUCUGGAAACUUUAUUUCAGAUUUAGAAACAGAUGUUCCAGAUGAUGAUGAGGAUGAUAUUGAAGAGGAAGCUAUAGAAAUAACUAGGCCACUAAGAGGUCUAGAGCAUACACCAGGAUCCAGUAUGGACAAUCUAGACAGCUCUGUGACAGGUUCAAUGGUAAAUGGAUGGGGUUCUGCGUCUGAUGAGGACCGUAACUUUUCUAGUCAUAGAUCUAGUGUAGGUAGCUCCUCAGAUGACUCCAUCUUUACCAGCGGCAGUUUUGCACAAGCACUGGUUGCAGCAGCAGAUAAAGCUGGUUUUAGGCUGGAUGGAACCAGCCUAACAAGAACAGGCAAGGCAUAUCCUUCUUCUCAGAGACCUCGGCCAAGCAGUCCAUUUUCUACUGAUAGCAACACAAGUGCAGCUGUGAAUCAGAGUCAGAGACCUAGGCCUACUAAAAAACACAAGGGAGGCAGAUUGGACCAACCCCCAUUGCCACACCGUAGGGAAGGAAUGACAGACGAGGAGGCACUGGUGCCAUAUAGUAAGCCCAGCUUCCCAUCCCCAGGUGGUCACAGUUCUUCAGGAACUGCAUCUUCUAAAGGAUCAACUGGACCUAGAAAAGGUGAAGUCUUGCGAGGAGGUCACCAACGCAAUGCCAGUGACCUUCUAGAUGUAGGCUAUGUGGGAUCAAACAGUCAAGGACAGUUUACUGGUGAAUUAUAGUAGUUAAGAAGAGACAUCCCAAGCUGCUCUAAUGGACCAUCAGGUCUGAACUCAUGGAAGUGAUGACACUAAACAGUGCAAUGAACAUUUUCUUUAUUUAUGUACUAUUAAAAGAACUGUAAAUGCUAUGUAAAGACACACAGCCACACAUAUCCCACAGAUACUUUACUUGUGUUCUUCUCUUUAAUACACCAUCCACCUUAAACUAUUUCUUGUCAGGAGUAUAUAAAAAAGAAAGAAAAAAAUCACCCUGAAGGAUGAAAAGGAUUUCCCUCUGUAUAUAAUUUCUUUUGUUGCAUUGCUAUGCAAGCUCACCUUUUUAGCUAUGUUCAUAUUAUUGUCUGUUUUAAUUGGUCUGUUGUACUAUAUGUGAAUUAAUAGGCUGUGGUGCCAUAUAUUAACUUUUAAUUGUGUAACUUUUAUGUUUAAAGUUUGCACUGCAAUUUUAUUUGGUGAUAAGCACAAAACUCUACUCCUCGUGACAUGAAGAAGAAAAAAAGACUGAAUGUGUGAAGAGCGUUUAUGUGCUGUGAACUUUGUUGGAUAACAUUGGAUGUAAUGGAGUAUGUUAGAUGGUUUUCCAUUGGGGUGUAGAAAUAGGAAGAUGACAGGCAAAAUUGAUGUUAGUGAAGACAUCAGGGGCAGAAUUAAAUUGUGUAAUAAAAAGCAACAUGGUUGCUUUUACUAUUUAAAAAGGGGUCAAAGGAUGGAAAUAUGAGUUUCAAAAGUGAAUAUGAAGAAAAGAGUAUAGCAUGAGAUGGACCUUUGAAUAGAAUCAGAAGGUUCUCAACUCUUAAUAUCAGUUUUUACCCACCAAAUGCAACUGAAUAAGAGAGGGGGACCCUUGCAACAAAUUCAAGGAAUUAAGGUGUUUCACUAAAGCGUUUUUAUAUUGCAGUUUGAAAAAGGUUUACCAUAAUUAAUCUCUCCAACCCAAUAAUGCCAAGAUCUCCCAGAAAGAAAACAAUAUGAACUCUAGGAAUAUCAAGCAAGUAGUUAAGGAUGCAAUUUAUUACUGAGAUAUAUUCAGGCUGCUUCCAAAAAAGAAAUAUGUCAAAAUACCUUAUUUCAUCUUUCCGAUACAUGUACAGUACAGAGGAUAGAGCUGCAUCACUGAAAUUCAUGACAUUAAUUGUUUUUAUGCAGUCUCAACAAGUCUUUGUGUUUCAGUAACUGAAGUCCUCAAUAACUGAAGUGAAAUCCACUGAAUCAAUAGUAAAAAAGUAUUAGCAUUUGAAAAGAAAGCAGCAGUUUGUAGUAAAUAUGUUUCUUGCAAUUUGAUAAAUUCUCAAAAAUUGGAUCCAAACAAAGAAAAUCUUGGACCUAUUUCUAAUGCUUGGAUUUAAAUUAAUGAGAAAAUAACGCAUGUUUAUACGCUUUUUGAAUAAACCAGACUCUGUAAGUGGACAUUAAUAACAGCAUCCUGUCUCAUCAUUAGUUUCCAUGACUUAGUUUAAAUUUCAUAAACCCCUCAAAUCUCAGUGACUAAGAUGUCAACUAUUAGAAACAUGUACAUGUAGAGCACAUUCAUUCAAUACUUAAUUUAAAUAUUUCUUUCUACAGCUUUUUUCUAUUAGCUAUUUGAUCAUGAAUACAAGUUUGCAUUUAUACACUUUUUAAGUAUAACCAGUCUAUGUUGUUGUUUAUAUUGCCUUGAGCUCACCAGUAUUAAGUACACUUUUAGUGAUGGAAAAAUUCUAGGACAAGUAAAUUAUACUGCUAAAUUUAUGUGUUGCUUUUCAUUCCAUUAAAUUGCUCCAUGAUAAGAUAAAACACUGCAGUUAUCAUUUUUAACUCAGCACUAGCGAAUAUUAAAAAAAAAUGACUUUACUUAAGGCCAACAUUGUUACUUAGCAGGUUACAAGCCAAAAGAAAUCAAAGCAAGAGUAUGAAUCCAUUUAUAUAUUUAACCAAAAAAAUCUUUGUAACUUUCCUGCUGGUUUAAUGCAUAUAGUUAAAACCAUUGUUUAAAAUGAACAUAUUUAACAGAGGUAAAAAGGGUAUAAGAUUUUUGAUGUUUUUAUAUCACAAAAAGAUUAUUUAUUUGGAUGAUUUAUUUGACCGCUGUGCUGAGCUUUGGUGGAACACCUUACUUACUAAAUACUGUUUAAAUAUUGGUACCAUUAGAAGUUUAUAAAAGCCAUUCCAGUUACUUUCAGGUAUGUGUUUUAUCUCUUCCACUGGAAAGUAAAUGUGUGUCAGUAUUAAAGCUGUGCAGUACCAUGAUAUUCACUAA